Messenger RNA from Trichoderma gamsii, 1008 nucleotides. RefSeq lists its product as hypothetical. The record is from RefSeq and is a predicted model, not a curated record. Gene Ontology annotation, molecular function: hydroxypyruvate reductase [NAD(P)H] activity; glyoxylate reductase (NADPH) activity; NAD binding. Gene Ontology annotation, cellular component: cytosol. Bases 1 to 1008 code for a protein of 335 amino acids. The transcript is spliced from 2 exons. NCBI's taxonomy places the organism in Eukaryota, Fungi, Ascomycota, Sordariomycetes, Hypocreales, Hypocreaceae.
AUGGCUAAUCAGGAGAAGCCCCGUGUGGCGGUUCUGGGAAAAGUGCAUUAUCUCAGCGAUGAGUACAUUGAGAGCGUAAAAACUGAAUUGAAUCUUCAUUUUCUUGAAUCUUCCAAUCGGCAGCAACUCAUCGAAGAACUCCCCCGUGUCAUCUCCCAAUCGGGCCCAUUCGAAGGCCUCAUUUGCCUUUCUGAGUCACACAACUUUAUCCCCGUGGACGAAGAGCUGCUCUCGGCCAUGGUGCCUCACUGCCGCGUGAUUGCCUCCCUGUGGGCGGGAUACAACGAGUUUGACGUCUCGUGGAUGACGAGCCAGGGCAUCUGGUUCUGCAAUACUGUUGAUGCGGUGGCGGAGGCCACGGCCGAUAUGACGAUUUGGUUCAUCCUGUCUGUGGUGAGGAAUACUUCUGUGGCGGAGAGGCAUGUGAGGGCAGGUGGAUGGUAUGGAGGCAGCGUGUCGACGAGGGAUCCUACGGGCAUGACGCUGGGGAUUGUGGGGAUGGGGAGCAUUGGAAAGUAUCUGGCGAAGAAGGCAAAAGUGUUCAACAUGAAGACUAAGUAUUACAACCGCAAGAGACUCAGCAAGGAAGUUGAAGAGGCAUAUCAGGUGGAAUACUGCUCUUCGCUGGAAGAGCUGCUGUCACAAGCAGACAUCGUAUCGAUACACUGUCCCCUCUCAGAAGCAACUCGAAAACUCAUCUCCCACGAGCAAUUCAAGCUCAUGAAGGACGGUGCAUUCCUCAUCAACACGGCACGCGGGCCUAUCGUGGACGAAGAAGCAUUGAUUGCAGCGCUGGAGAGCGGCAAAGUGGCGAGGGCGGGACUGGAUGUGUUUAGUGAUGAGCCGAAUGUGCGUGAGUAUUUCAGAACGAGCGACAAGGUGGUGUUGCAGCCGCAUAUGGGGGGCGCGACGGAGGAGGCGCUUUGGAGGGCGGAGAGGGAGAGUUUUGAGAAUGUGCUGAGGUGGAGGAGGGAGGGGAAGCCGGUGUCGCCGGUGAAUGAGGUUUAG